GAAAGGGCAUAAGUCAACUUUUUUGAAGAAAUGAGUUACAUACAGGAUGCCAAUCUGUGGGUGUAUACGCAUCGUUUAGUUACUAAAAGGCACUAGUCUGAUGCAUGGAAGUGGGUUUACCGACCGCCAGAAAAUUUAGUUUAGUUAUGAAAAGGAAUUAGUCAGUGGACUUAUGUCCUUUCAUAACCAAAUGAUUACAGCUAUUAAUCAGUGGACUUAUGUCCUUUCAUAACCAUAUAAUUGCAGCUAGUUACAAAGAGAAAACAAAUAGCAGUAUACUCUUCCGACCUCUUUGGCAGUAUCAUGCAGUGUUGCAUGCUGGUAUAUUCUGCUAUCAUUUGUUUUGUUGUGUACUUUCAGUUACUUUUGGUUUGUUUACUAGUAGAAAAUGAGUGAAAUGGAGUCUAAUAAGACUUGUGUGGAAAAUGAUUGUAACCAUUCCAUGAAACGUAAAAAAGGUGUGCGAAAUGUGGAAGAAUACAAAUGUCAAAGAAUUAAACGAGCUCGUCUGCAAGGAAAGGAGUAUGCAAACUACAGAGGGAAUGUUGUGAAAACUAAAAGUACUACCGAGUCGUGCAGAUGUGCAAGAAAAUGCUAUGACAAGAUUGACAUUGCACAGAGAGGGAAAUUACUUGAUGCUAUACAUUCCUUUUCAUGCAAGAAUGAGCAAGACAUCUAUCUUCAAGGUUUGCUUGACGCUGUGCCAAUUAAACAUCGCCGACCAAGGAAUGGUGACAAGUCUGGAAAAAGGUCAUCCUCCUUCACUUUCCAUGUAGUUAUUCAAGAACGAAGAGUGAAAGUGUGCAAGAAAGCAUUCAUUCAGUUAUAUGGAGUAUCUGCCAAGAGGGUAAGGAGACUGCAAACAUUGUUACUAUGUGGACAAACUCCAAAAGACAUGCGAGGCCAACAAAACAAUAGGAAGUCGGUGCCUGUUGGUGAUGUUCAGGCCAUCAAAGACCACAUAUCUUCAUUUCCUGUCAAGAUAAGCCACCAUGCAUCCAAAGAAUAUAAAUAUCUUGAUGCGCAGUUGUAUAUAAAGAAGAUGCAUACACUGUUCAAAGAGAAAUUUCCUGAUUGUAAAGUUAAGUAUUCUUUCUAUUACAAGAUUUUCAGGGAAAAUUUCAAUCUCCACUUUGGGAGACCACAGAUAGACACCUGUGGAGAAUGUGAACAACUGAAGGUCAAGAUAAAAAAUCCUAAUCUUAAUGAAUGUGCUAAGCGAGUUGCCAUGGCCGAGCUGGCCAUUCAUGAAAGAAGGAGUAACAAGUUUUACACAAGCAUGAAAGACACGAAACACAUUUGCAAAAACAAUGAUAGUGUGUUAGGGUUAACGUUUGAUUAUAUGCAGAACAUUUCACUGCCCUGCAUUCCAGUACAAGAGCUUUUUUACUAUCGCCAGCUUUCGGUGUUUCCCUUUGCCAUACAUAACCUGAAAACAGAUGAGGCGAGUUUAUUUUUAUAUCACGAAGGGCAGGCAAAUAAAGGGCCAAAUGAAACAUGCUCUUUUCUCCACAAAUACAUAAGUGACAACGUGCCUCCAUGUGUUAAAGAACUGCACCUUUACAGUGAUGCUUGCGGAGGGCAGAAUAAGAACAAUUGCAUGGUAAGAUUCUUGUUAUCACUUACUGACACCAACAGAUUUGACAUUAUUAUCCAUCGGUUUCCGAUACGUGGUCAUUCAUAUCUUGCUUGCGAUCGUGAUUUUGCACUGGUGAAACGUGUUCUUAAAAAGACUGAUAGAUACUAUGUACCCAUGGAGUGCUGGAAUCUGAGGCACGAGGAAUGUUUACAUCCGACCGCUCGUGAAGAGGCGUGGAUGUUUGGCUUUACAUGUGAACCGUGCCGAAUGAAGCUGUACUGUGCGGACGCCGACACGUUGCCAUUGCGUGAGACGACAGUUCAACAGACGCAGCCACACCAGACGCCGCCCCAACUGUUGCAACCACACCAGACGCCGCCGCAACUGACGCAACCGCACCAGACCCCGCCGCAACAGACGCAGCCGCAACCGACGCUACCACUCCAGACGCCGCCUCCGGCGUCGCCGCCCCCUGCUGACCAGUGGAUUGCUGGUGCGACGCCAGGCAGCAUCAUCAGCGAGACAACACACCGCAAGACUGCCGAGUCAACGCCAUACCAUGCCAUGGUCAUCACACCACCACCACCGACUACGCCGCCCCCAACUGCCGUGAAGGCUCACAGUGGGCUGACGCGGUGCGAACCGGCCGUGCUGCCACGUCCACCAGAGGACAAAACAACACAAGACCACCUGGAGGAACUACCCCGACGGCGCCGCCCACGGGUGCUGAGAAAGCUGCUGCCACGGAACGGCAUCGCAAAACGACAAUUUUGCAACACUCUCAAGGGAAUCAGCCACCUGUCGAGCCAUUCACAGUCAACCCGGCGCCACCUACACCCAUCACACGUGCCGCUGAAGGCACUUCCACACCGCCGCGGCCCGCCACGCGCACCACCUGGGGCACGCCGCUGCCUGAUGCAGAAGUCGCCGCCACACCGCCGCCACCCGCCACGCGAGCCACCUGGGGCGCGCCGACACCUGCCGCGGAAGGCGCCGCCACACCACCGCCACACCACCGCCACCUGCCACGUGCACCACCUGGGGCACGACGCCGCCCGCCACGCGCACCACCUGGGGCACGCCGCCGCCUGA
Molecule: messenger RNA, 2671 nt
Organism: Bacillus rossius redtenbacheri
Lineage: Eukaryota; Metazoa; Arthropoda; Insecta; Phasmatodea; Bacillidae
Exons: 3
Coding region: 389-2671 (760 amino acids)
Source: RefSeq, a predicted model, not a curated record